CUGCAGUGGAGAUCAGAUUACUCGAGCAUGGCUCAUGCUGAAGAGGGCGGGUGAAUAACCCUCUCCACUGUCUGUCUCAAACUCCUCCAGGACAGAGAGCCUAAACUCCACAUUCACAGCCGCAGUCUGCGCAGUUUCUGCCAGAGGACACAUCUCACUGCUUUCACGUGCAUUAGUCCAAACAAUGUAAGGAACAUGGCUGACAGAAGGUCUGACUGGGUGGAGAUCUUGGAGCCGCGCUCGAGGGAGCGCAUGUAUGUCAACCUGCUGACCAGCGAGUGCGGGUGGGAACUACCGCCCGGUGUCCCGGUCCGUCAGUCAGACGGCAACCAGUGGUGGGAGCUUUUUGACAGCAAUAACAAUCGGUUCUACUACUACAACUGCACAAGCCAGCAGACGGUCUGGCAUAGGCCUAAAGACAGUGACAUAGUGCCUCUAGCACAGCUCCAAGCCAUGAGGAGGAGCUCUGAGGCCGAGCUGAGGGGUCAAGGGAGGAUCCAGAGAGGUCCGGCGGAUGGCAAGCAGACACCCCAACCUGGACUGGGGUCUUCUUCACUGGAGCAGGAGAGUGGGAGGGAGACGCCAUCGUCCCGGGGUAAAGGAGACAGUUUUGAGAGAAGGAACCAGGGAAAUAGGGACGCCGCUCAAAGAUGGCAGCCUGCUCCUGGAUCCAAGGCUGCCAUGUUGGUGAAAGUUAACAGCAUUGGAAGAAACCAGUCUCUGGGUCCAUCUACCACCCACCAACUUCUCCAUUUCAACCCCACCAACACUAGCACUUCACCCAAACCAGGUUACACAGCGCAACUUGACAGAACCGGUUUGUUCAGUAAAAUGGCCGUUCCUGGAGACUCCAAGCAGGGUUACCACCUCAGAAAGGGGGAUGCCAACUUCUGUCUGGUUUUACCCUCUUCUAGCUCUUCCUCUUACUCUGCCCAACAGCGCUCUGGUGCAGGUACACCUCGCCCCUCCUCUCCUCAAUACGGAGCUACACCCUCAGCACCCAUCUACGAUGAACCUCCACCCAUUGACUCCCCAAUUUAUGAUGAACCCCCAGUGGAAAUGGAAGUAGAAAGUGCGCACCACUUACACCGAGUACCCUACUCUACCAGUCACAGCCUGCCUAGAGGAACCCAGCCUCCUAAACUCCUCCAGUUCCCCCAUUCCAAACACAUCUGCAGCUCCUCAGCUAGUGAAUACAGCCCGGCCGGCCGGGAGUGCAUCAAACACAUGGUGAACGUGGAUGCAGCUGCAUCCAAGCACCAGCCCCAGACAUCUAACCCCAUCGAGGAGCCUUCAAAUACAGCCAGUCCUCAAAUACAGCCCCAGUCUCCAGUCUCUGCCCAGAUUAAGAAGGAAGUCUCUGUAGAGAAGAAGCAAUCAUGGAGGCUGUUGGAGCCCCGCCACAGCCGUCAAAGCAGCCAGGCCUCUCAGGAGUACCCAGGCCCUGCUGCCGUCACGUACCAGGACUCUGGCUACUCCACAGGGCCAUCCCCAAGUCUGCGAAGGAAGAGCCGACGUCGUGCAGCUCUUUUCACUGGGUCGGGUCGACCCGGAUCAGUGGGCAGCAGUGGGGAGUUGAAUGCGUUAAAUGAGAAGCUGAUGGCGGAAAUGAGGGCAGUGGUAAACCGUUCCAAUGCACUACAUGGAAGCAAGGCCAGUCUGGACACUGAGAUGGGCUCAGAGGCUUCUGGAAGUACUGCCCGCUCCCCGGUCAGUUCAUUGAAGAUGGGGGCAAGAGGGAGCGAAUCGAGGGAGGAUGUGACAUCAAGUAACCGAUCACUGUACAGGGGCGGGGUCAACAACCACAGUGAUGUCAUUCUGUCACCACUGGUGACAGAUGGGCUUGGAGGCAGGCAAAAGAGGACAUAUGAGAAAGUGGAUUCGCUGGAGAAGAGCGUAACAUCGCAGACCAGCUUGGCAUCCCCAGAACCACCAAGGUCACCCUCACAGACAGGAACACUGGAAUCCAAAACUCAACAGGACAGCUCGCCCCAGGACUGUGACCAUGACAGAGCUCUCACCCAUAAAAACAACAACAACAGUUCCCCUCCUUCCGUUGGCAGCACGGGUUCUGGUUACCAGUACCCAUACACCACCCUCUGCAAACCUACACCCGACGACAACAUGGAGGACUGGGCCAGCAAGAACCUUAACCAGCACACGCAGGGCCUGUUUCGUCGGCGUGUCUCUAUUGCUAAUAUGCUCUCGUGGAACCGUGGCUCCAUUAAGAAACCCAUGCUGAUCACCAGCGACCGGUUUGUCAAGAAGGAAGCCUGCGAGAUGUUCAAGCUGGUCCAAGCCUACAUGGGCGACAGGCCGGCCAGGUUGGACAAACGCCAGGCGGCCCUUCAGGUGGUCACGAAGUGCUGGGGGAUGCAAGGCUUGAGGGACGAACUGUAUGUGCAGUUGGUGCGACAGACCACUGGAAACUUGAGUUUGAGGAGUUUGGAGGCGGGCUGGGAGAUGAUGGCCAUCAGCCUAGCGUUCUUCUCACCUUCGCCCAAGUUUAGGUGCUACUUGGAAGGCUACAUCCAGCGACACCUUGAGCCCAGUAAUGAUAAGAAAAUACUGCAGCACAUCAUGGAGCAGCAGGACAUAAAAAACAAGAAGAAUUCAAAAUCCAGGAAGAAGAGGCGACAGAACAACGAGGAAGAAGAGGAUGAGGGUCUUCCCAUCAGCACUUACGCAAAGUACUGCUACCGUAAGCUGCAAAAAGUGGCCAUUACUGGGGGCAAGAAGGGUCUGAGGAAGCCCACUCUGGAGGAGAUUGACCACAGUCGGCACGCCAUCGUGACCCCGUCUCUGUUCGGCAGCGCUCUGGAGGAGAUCAUGGAGAGGCAGAGUGAGCUCUUCCCCGAGAGGAAGCUGCCCUGGGUGCAGGUGCAGCUCUCUCAGUAUGUGCUGGCCCUGGGUGGAGCCCAGACCGAGGGCAUAUUCAGAGUACCAGGCGAUAUUGAUGAGGUGAACGCUCUCAAGCUACAGGUGGACCAGUGGAAACUUCCAGACAACCUCUCUGAUCCCAAUGUCCCCGCGUCUCUGUUGAAGCUGUGGUACAGAGAGCUGGAGGAGCCGGUGAUUCCUCAGAGCUUCUAUAAGCAGUGCAUCAGUCACUAUGAAGAUCCUGACGCAGCCAUCAGUGUGGUUCAGUCGCUCCCGGAGCUCAACAGACUCGUGCUCUGCUACUUCAUCAACUUCUUACAGGUCUUUGCUCAGCCGGUGAACGUGAGUAGGACUAAGAUGGACGUGAAUAAUUUGGCGAUGGUCAUGGCUCCAAACUGUCUGCGCUGUCAGUCCGAUGAUCCUCGGGUCAUCUUUGAAAACACGCGGAAAGAGAUGUCCUUCCUCCGCAUACUCAUCGUCCACUUGGACACCAGCUUCAUCACGGGCUUAAUCUAGUUAUUUUGCGGCAUAGUUCAGAUCGAAUCAUUCAGGAGAUGAUAGGAAUCAGGACCUUCUUCUGCUCAUCCUAAUAUUAGUUCGGACAGCGUCUCAACUAAUCCAGCUUUGUCUCAAUGUGAAUCAUCUUGAACUUGAUUCUUAUGACUCUUCUUGAAGCCAGACAUCGUUGGAACUCAAUCAAAUGACUCAAUUUGAUUCCGCUACAAAUCAAAUGCAUGACGUUUGUUAUUUCUUCUGUCUUUUAUAUUGAUUAGCAGGGAAAUACAUCCAUUGGACAAUCAUAAUCGUUAUAACACACAUGCAAAAUGACCUGCGGCAUGUUUCCUUAAUUUAAUAUGGUGUGAGUGUUCUGAUUAUUUAAUAUUGUCCGUUUGUAAGCUCAUGUAUGAGUGCGGGGAGAUUUUCUGACUUCAGUUCUGUGUACAAGGCUAAGCGUAAAGAGCUGUGGACCACAAAGACAGCUCUAAAAUACUAGUGGUCAAGCUUUGAGCUUGAGGUAUGGUGCCUUACAUGGAGAAUGAUCGCUGAUGUAUAAGAUGCACAAGUGCCCUUAAACACACCCUCCUCGUUU
Molecule: messenger RNA, 3970 nt
Organism: Carassius carassius (crucian carp)
Lineage: Eukaryota; Metazoa; Chordata; Actinopteri; Cypriniformes; Cyprinidae
Product: rho GTPase-activating protein 39-like
Exons: 10
Coding region: 196-3396 (1066 amino acids)
Biological process (GO): signal transduction
Cellular component (GO): cytoskeleton; cytoplasm
Molecular function (GO): protein binding; GTPase activator activity
Source: RefSeq, a predicted model, not a curated record